GAUCGGUUGUCGCAACACUCGGGCUGCCAGUUCUCUGGUAGCAUUCGUGGCGCGUGCAUCUUGCAAUCUUUUAGCGAUCGAUAUAUACAUAUAUUGUAUAUAUAGCUGGUUUGGGAAUACCCAAGGAAAACUACUAGAAAGCGAAGUCGGGAGCAGGCAGGAGCAAUUGGAUUUCAUCGUGGCAACCUGAGGACAAACGGAAGACGCUGUGGAGCUGCAAAGAGAAAAGGCGCUCGAAUUCUUCCGAGUCCUGACCUUUGUGCUGCUGUUCCUGAUCAUCUCCCUGUACCUAUAUCGCUUCGCAUUCUAAAGGACCAGCGCUGACUGCCUGGGGUAUUUGGCCACAGCCAAGAUGCCCAAAUUACCAGCGGUUGGCAUUGAUCUUGGUACCACGUACUCGUGUGUCGGCGUCUUUCAGCAUGGCAAGGUGGAGAUCAUCGCCAACGACCAGGGCAAUCGCACCACGCCCAGCUAUGUGGCAUUCACGGAGUCGGAGCGUCUGAUCGGCGACGCGGCCAAGAACCAGGUGGCCAUGAAUCCCAACAACACGAUCUUUGUCUCAGGGUCCGUAUAGAAAUCCUCGUAGAAAGCCUAGACACCUGCCCAGAAACACAAUACAAGCCCAAAAUUCCAGACACAAUGCCACAUAUUAUCCCACCACCCCGUAAAUGUUAGCUAAUAAAGUAAAUAUGUUGUCCAAGUGCGCUGAUGUGGUUUCAUUGGAUUCUGAUCGAGUGAUUCUGACUUGCAGAUGCCAAGCGGCUGAUUGGCCGCCGUUUCGACGACGCCACCGUCCAGUCGGACAUGAAGCAUUGGCCCUUUGAGGUGGUCGCCGAGAACGGAAAGCCCCGCAUCCGGGUGGAGUACAAGGGCGAGCGGAAGAGCUUCUAUCCGGAGGAGGUGUCCUCGAUGGUGCUGACGAAAAUGCGGGAGACCGCCGAGGCCUACUUGGGCGACUCGGUGACAGAUGCGGUGGUCACCGUUCCGGCGUACUUCAACGACUCCCAGCGCCAGGCCACCAAGGAUGCGGGCGCCAUUGCGGGAUUAAAUGUGCUUCGCAUUAUCAACGAGCCAACGGCGGCGGCCAUAGCCUACGGCUUGGAUAAGCAGGGCACCAGCGAACGAAAUGUCCUGAUCUUCGACCUUGGCGGCGGCACCUUCGACGUAUCCAUACUGACCAUCGAAGAUGGCAUCUUCGAGGUGAAGGCCACCGCUGGCGACACCCAUCUCGGCGGCGAGGACUUCGAUAACCGCCUGGUGAACCACUUCGUCCAGGAGUUUCAGCGCAAACAUAAGAAGGAUCUGGGCCAGAACAAGCGAGCCUUGAGGCGCCUGCGCACCGCCUGCGAAAGGGCCAAGCGCACCCUCUCCUCGUCCACCCAGGCCAGCAUCGAGAUCGAUUCCCUCUUCGAGGGCGUCGAUUUCUACACAGCGGUGACACGGGCCCGGUUCGAGGAGUUGAAUGGGGAUCUGUUCCGUGGCACCAUGGAACCAGUGGCCAAGGCGCUGCGGGAUGCCAAGAUGGACAAGGGCCAGAUACACGACAUCGUCCUUGUGGGUGGCUCCACGAGGAUACCCAAAGUGCAACGCCUGCUGCAGGACUUCUUCAACGGCAAGGAUCUAAACAAGUCCAUCAAUCCCGAUGAGGCGGUGGCCUAUGGAGCUGCCGUGCAGGCGGCCAUCCUCCAUGGCGACAAAUCGGAGGCAGUGCAGGAUCUGCUCCUGCUGGAUGUCACUCCUCUGUCUCUGGGCAUUGAGACCGCUGGCGGAGUGAUGACCACGCUGAUUAAGAGGAACACCACCAUACCCACCAAGCAAACGCAAAUCUUUACCACCUAUGCGGACAACCAGCCAGGUGUGCUUAUCCAGGUGUUCGAGGGUGAGCGGGCGAUGACGCGGGAUAACAACAGCCUGGGUAAGUUUGAACUCUCGGCCAUUCCACCGGCGCCACGCGGAGUGCCCCAGGUGGAGGUGACCUUUGACAUCGACGCCAAUGGAAUACUCAAUGUGACGGCACUGGAGAAGUCGACCGGCAAGGAGAACCGUAUCACCAUCACCAAUGACAAGGGCCGUCUCUCCAAGGAGGACAUCGAGCGGAUGGUCAAUGAUGCGGAGGCUUAUCGCCAGGCGGAUGAGCAGCAGCGCGACCGCAUCAAUGCCAAGAACCAGCUGGAGUCGUACUGCUUCCACCUGCGCUCCACUCUGGACGAUGAGCAUCUGAGCAGCCGGAUUACCCCUGCGGAUCGGGAGACCAUCCAGCAGCGCUCCAGUGAAACAAUUGCCUGGCUGGAUGCCAAUCAACUGGCCGAGCGGCAGGAGUUCGAGCACAGGCAGCAGGAACUGGAGAGGAUUUGCAGUCCAAUCAUCACGAGGUUGUAUCAGGGCGCUGGAAUGGCACCGCCUCCACCCACCGGAGGCUCCGGUCCAGGAGCAACUGGUGGCUCGGGUCCUACCAUUGAGGAGGUUGAUUAGUGAAGUGCAACACUAGUUGAUUUUAAAAUUGUUUGUUAUCGCUGGAAUCUCGAAAAAUCUUUCGUUCCUCAAAUAAAUUUUAAGUGUUUGAGA
This is a messenger RNA of Drosophila erecta, 2565 nucleotides long. It is a transcript of the gene Hsc70-1, whose product is annotated as heat shock 70 kDa protein cognate 1. The record is from RefSeq and is a predicted model, not a curated record. The coding region runs from base 805 to 2472 and encodes 555 amino acids. The transcript is spliced from 3 exons. Lineage: Eukaryota; Metazoa; Arthropoda; Insecta; Diptera; Drosophilidae. Gene Ontology annotation, molecular function: ATP-dependent protein folding chaperone; ATP hydrolysis activity; ATP binding. Gene Ontology annotation, cellular component: cytoplasm; cytosol; nucleus. Gene Ontology annotation, biological process: protein refolding; vesicle-mediated transport; cellular response to unfolded protein.